CUUUCGUAACCACUUCCGGUCCAUCCCUCUGUCAGUCUGAAGUGGAAACUAAAAAAGAUAAAGAAGCUCUGAGUCGGUACCGCCUCACUGACCCAACCAGCCCCCGGACCACGACCAGAAGCUUAAAAUGCUAUUGAUGGGUGUUUACCUGGAUCACUUCUGCUGACAGACCAGUCCAAUGCUUAGUUUUCUAUGGGGGUGGUUACUACUAUGGACCCGGAUACGGCCCGGCAAAGUAAAGGUGGCCACGCGCUAAUAGAGGCCAAUCUGGGCACUCGGGGAAAACACUAUGUGUGCGGCUCGCUUGCUGCGUUCACCAACAUCAUCGUGACCUUUCCUAUUCAGAAAGUGUUGUUCCGGCAGCAGCUUCAUGGGGUGCGAGCGACCGAGGCCGUCCAGCAGUUGCAGAGGGAAGGGUUGAGACAUCUCUACCGAGGGCUUCUGCCUCCACUACUGCAGAAGUCCACCACCGUGGCCAUCAUGUUUGGCCUGUAUGAGGAUUUUUCCAGAUUGCUUUUGCGUCACACUCACAGAAGUGGUGCACCGGAGCUUGUUACACGGAGCGUCGCUGCUGCGCUGGCCGGGAUGGCUGAGGCCGCCCUUACGCCAUUUGAAAGGGUGCAAACGCUGCUUCAGGAUCACAGGCACAACGGGCGUUUCAAUAACACUGCCCACACCUUCCGGACUCUCCUGCAGGAAUAUGGUGUGAGAGAGUGCUACCGCGGGCUGGUCCCGGUUUUGUUGCGAAAUGGGCCUAGUAAUGUUCUGUUCUUUGGCUUGCGUGGGCCAAUUAAGCAGCGGCUGCCUGAUGCCCAAACCCGUAUGGGUCACAUGGCCAAUGACUUUGUGUGUGGCGGGCUGCUGGGGGCGGCGCUGGGUAUCAUGUUCUACCCCCUGAAUGUGGUCAAAUCUCGAGCUCAGGCUCAAGUUGGGGGCGAGUUUGUUCCUUGCCAUCAAGUGCUGAUGACGGUGUGGCGGGAACGAGGCGGCAGCAUCGUGCUGCUCUUCCGCGGAGCGACACUCAACUACCAUCGAUCUCUUCUGUCGUGGGGGAUCAUCAAUGCAACCUACGAGCUUCUCCUGAAAGUUUUCUGAAGACUGGGGUGGAUGAUGGAGUGCACUUUGUCCGAAGCAAGCCAAAUUUAGUUUUGUUUUUACCCCUUUAAAAGAGGUCUGGACACUGCCAGCUCCUUAACGUCUGCACUUAAAGGGAUAGUUCACCCAAAAAUUUAUAAUUGACUCCCCCCCCCAUGUCAUUUCAAACCUGUAUGAAGAUAUUUUGAAGAAUCUUAGUAAUCGAAUGGUUUUCUGUCUCAUUGACUGCUAUAGUAUGGACAAAAAAUACAAUGGAAGUUAAUGGGACUCAAAACUGUUCUUCUGAAUAUCUUCUUUUGUGUUCCACAGAAGAAAGUAAGUCAAGCAGGUUUGGAAUGGUAUGAGGGUGAGUAAAUGAGUUUUAGUGAACUGUCGCUGUAACAUGUAAUGAUCUGUAGAAUUGUGGAUGGAAAGUAUACUUGUGCUGAUAACUACAUAAAGUCCAUCCAUAUCACUUGGCUACUAUAAGUGUUGUGAAAUGUAUGGCCACAUGCAGUGGCUCUUGUAUCAGUUAAGUAGUGGCUCUUUUACUCACUUUUGGGGGGUCUGUGGGACACGGAUGGAGAAAGCACAGUGUUGUACUACUGACAGUACAUUUCUACUUCUUUUCUGUUGUUUUGUUAAAAAAAUCAGAUGCACAAACUCUGGACUGGAGCAUGACAAGCCAAGUGUCACUGUAAGUGUUACUUGCAGGUUGACCGAGGGUUCGUAAAUUGGUGAGACUUGUGGACCACACAAAGCGAAAGAUGUCUGUACAAGCCCAUGGUGUUAGUAUUUUUGCCAAUCAGAAAAACUCCUGAUGUAUUCAAAGAUGUGUAAUCAUUUUCAUGAAAUGCAUAAAUGUUUUUAUGUAACCAGUGUUUUGUGACAUGAAUGACAUUUUCAAAUUGUUGUGGGUGGAAAGUAAACUAGUAAUUCCUUUUAUUGCA
Molecule: messenger RNA, 2024 nt
Organism: Carassius carassius (crucian carp)
Lineage: Eukaryota; Metazoa; Chordata; Actinopteri; Cypriniformes; Cyprinidae
Gene: slc25a51b
Product: solute carrier family 25 member 51b
Exons: 2
Coding region: 193-1095 (300 amino acids)
Source: RefSeq, a predicted model, not a curated record